CACGCGCCCGCAUGCAUUAAACCCAGACACCGGCCGGGCAGGGCUUCCCUUCCGGAUUCCCUGCGCGUCCCCGCCGCCGCUGCUGAAUUGCUGCUGACUCCCAUCAUGAUUUUCUUGCUGGCUUUCUUUGCCAGCAUCUUCCAGACAGCUUUUACAGGGGUGAACGAACGCACUUUCCUUGCCAUCAAGCCAGAUGGGGUACAGCGACAUCUGGUUGGCGAGAUCAUCCGGCGCUUUGAGAAGAAGGGCUUCAAGCUGGUGGCGAUGAAGCUCAUGCAGGCUUCGGAAGAGUUGCUGAAAGAACAUUACAUCUCCCUCCGUGAGCGUCCUUUCUUCAACCGCUUGGUGAAAUUCAUGAGUUCGGGACCGAUUGUAGCCAUGGUUUGGCAAGGACAGGAGGUCGUCAAAAUGGCACGCACGAUGAUUGGCGAAACGAACCCAGCCGAUUCCAAACCUGGAACCAUCCGAGGAGAUUUCUGCAUCGAAGUGGACAAGAACGUGAUUCACGGCAGUGAUUCGGUGGAGACUGCUCAGCGAGAAAUUGCACUCUGGUUCCGUUCCGAGGAGCUGAUCUGUUCUUCGAAAGAUAGCAGAGAGCACUGGAUUUAUGAAUAACCAUUAAAAAUAAUUUCUUGGGGUUCCCCCCCCCCCAGACUUCCCCAUCUGGGAAUCUUCUGAAUGUAUUGCACACUGACUCACGUCAAAAAUACAACAUUGGUUGAGAAAACCUGUUCAUGUUAGAAUAAUAUCUGCGAGCUACGAAAGCACAAAUACGCACAAGUCUUCCAAUCAGAUAUUAAUUCUUCAAAUGUCCCUCUUACAUUAUUAAGCUUUUUUUCUCCCAGUUUCUUAUUUGGCUCGUUUCAUUGCUUGAGCUGUCUGGACAAAGCUGGGGAAAUGUUUCUUUAACCUUUCGUCUUAAUUCUCCAAAAAAUUCGCUCCAAGAUAAAAAGAGAGCAAUGUGUAGCUUAUGUUUGACUACCGAGCAAUGAAAUAACUUGUUCCCAGUUCACUGGAGGCAGAGGGAACAAAACCUUAUGAUCGGUUUCUGGGAGGUGUUUCUCCCCCUCCUCCCCAGUUUAAAUGCUUAAAAACUAAUCUCAUUCUCUUUAGGGGACAAGAAUGGUUGAAAAGGCAGAAUUUCGGGCACUGUAGUGUGAUUUUUCCACCUGUGUAAAGUUAGUUAUUAAUACUUCAGAAUCAGAAGAAUUCAUUUUUAAUGCUAUGCUCCUGAGAUUGCAAAAAAAUGUAUAGAACAGGAAACAAAUGAAUGCCUGCUUAAAAGUGAGAGAUCUGCAAGAUUUAUAGAUUUUUAUGCUAUUAAGUUACCAACUGAAAUGCUGGAACGAGACGCACAGCUAAUAUUUGCAAAUAUUUUCCGAGGAUAUUUGUUUGUCUGUACAAGCUUAUUGUUUUUCAACACUGCAUUUUUGUUUUGUAAAAUAAAACAUGGGAAAGGUACCCGU
Molecule: messenger RNA, 1466 nt
Organism: Thamnophis elegans (Western terrestrial garter snake)
Lineage: Eukaryota; Metazoa; Chordata; Lepidosauria; Squamata; Natricidae
Gene: NME3
Product: NME/NM23 nucleoside diphosphate kinase 3
Exons: 5
Coding region: 106-615 (169 amino acids)
Biological process (GO): GTP biosynthetic process; UTP biosynthetic process; CTP biosynthetic process
Molecular function (GO): nucleoside diphosphate kinase activity
Source: RefSeq, a predicted model, not a curated record